This is a messenger RNA of Neolamprologus brichardi, 3304 nucleotides long. Lineage: Eukaryota; Metazoa; Chordata; Actinopteri; Cichliformes; Cichlidae. The record is from RefSeq and is a predicted model, not a curated record.
GCAUUAGUUGCCGGCCUACAGUUCCCGACAUGACUUGUGCUUCUGUACCGGUGGAAACUUAGUUGCUGAAUGACUGAAGUGAAUUUUGUCAUCUCCCGGACGCCGUGUAUGCAGUUGAUUCGACAACUUCCGCUUUACUCAAUGUGUUACAGUUGGCCACACCAUCACCAUCUCUGACAUCCCUGACCGUGACAGGAGGUCUAACUGUACCAGGUAACACAGCACAGCCAUGAGGGGACUUUGGGGCGGAGCGGCUGCAUUAGGGUCGGUGUCUGUGGCGUUUGGCUCGAUGCUGUGGUCACAGCAGAAGACUAAACCGGAAAAGGCUGCUACGGGUUCCAACCAUGCUGACACCAACGCUGAUUCCCCAUACGAGCUAAAGCUGGUCCAGAUCUUGUUCCGACAUGGCGCCCGAACGCCCCUAAAGUCAAUACCUGAUAUUAUGGAGGCCCAGUGGGUGCCAACGCUUUUGGAGCCACCGCCGCACACCAGCAUCGACUAUGUAGUGACAGAUCUUCAGGGUGGCCCCAGGCCCCCGGCUCCUAUAGAAGACAGCUAUCGGAAAAACAUACUUAGUGGUGGCACAUUCCCUGGUCAGCUGACCACACUGGGCAUGCAGCAGCUGUAUGAGUUGGGCAAAAGACUAAGGGGGAGAUACAUUGAAGAAAGCGAUUUCCUUACCUCCACAUUUAACCCAGCUGAGGUCUACGUGCGCUCCACUAAUAUUGUGAGGACCAUUGAGUCUGCCAAGUGCCUGGUUGCAGGGCUCUUCCAGCAAAAACAAAAAGCAAUUGUGCCUAUUUUAACAUCGGAGGCCGAAUCUGAAAUCCUGUAUCCUAACUAUCACGGAUGCAAGAUGCUUAAAAUCCUUUGCGGCCACCGCUGGGCAGAGUCGACCACUCUGCCAGACAUCGCAGCAGACCUGCAGAGCAUCCAGAGCGAGCUGGGGAUCGCUGCUCACCAGAAAGUUGACUUCAUCCUCAUUAGGGAUGACAUGGUUGCCAGAGAGACACACGGCCUGCCCUGCCCUCAAGUGCUCGACACCUGGAGGGAUAAAGUGGAACAAAGAGCCGUGGAUAUGAUGUGCCAUAUCUUCGAGCCCAGCAAGAGCUUCACAGGCUGCCUUUCUCUUGCUGUCUGUGGCAGAGAGAGCUUGCAGCUGUCUGUGGGACCUCUCCUGCACAUGUUGGUGGACAACAUCGAGGAGAAACUACAGGGCACCUCAUCAGAGCCAAGCAGGAAGGUGUUUUUGUACUCCGCACAUGACACCACUCUGAUUCCUUGUCUCUUGGCUUUGGGGAUUUUUGACAUGAGAUGGCCACCGUAUGCCGCUGAUCUCACUGUGGAGCUGCACCAGAACCGGAAAACGAAUGAGGCCUUUGUUAAAGUGUCAUAUGUAGGCGAGGAUCAACUCAUACGGGGUUGUAGUGCAGUCUACUGCCCCCUGGAGGAGUUCAAACAGAUCCUCUCCACAUACUCGCUGAGCCCUGACGACUACCACUCGCACUGCAACAGAACCGUAGGCCCGACCGAACCCUGAACCUUGAGCAAGCCUUUGCAUCGGCACACCGCUGACAGCCAGCACGCAUCAUGCCUUUUUAACGUCCUCAGUCCUCUCUCCAUCCAGCCGGCAUCAGUCAUUAUCAUCUCACUGUCAGAGCACGCUGGAGUACAGCCACUUUUGUAGAGCUUUCGGGUUACACCGCUUGCUUUCAGGAGUCAACAUCAUCUUGUUACCAUGGCAAUCACAUUAAAGGUGCUAUAAAUGACAUUUUGAAGCACUGAAUGGUGCACUAGAGCACUGGCAUCUUAAGACCAAAGCAAUCACCCCCCACCCCCUUUCUCUCUGCAAUUCAUUUACAAACAGAAAGGUUGUGCACACGUGAGCCAACAAAAAGCAUCCAGCCCCGACCAUCACUCUAUGCAAACACAGUAAAAGCCAUUAAAUGGCUGUGAUAUGCUACAUGCCCACCCACCAUCAGCGGCGCUUUUCCCAUGUUUUUUGUCCUGCAUUCAGAUUGGAUGUAACACACACACACAGAUUUUGUUGACAUCUUAGAUGGACUAACAAUUGAUGGGCUGCUUUUAUUGCGCUUACUGUAGUAACAUUACCUUGACUUCCCCUGCCUCUUCUGUUUGUGCUCUUUGUGGGGGUGGGGCACCAUGUGAAUACUCUGAACUGCAUUCUGUCUCUUUAUAAAUGCAGGGAGGACAAACAUUUUCAAAGGGAGGGACUCAUUCACUAACGCACAUGUGGCUACAAAAACAAAGAACAAAGACACUCAUUUUACAACACGCAGGAGGCUGGCAGCUUCGUCCUCUGCUAAGAUCAUCAUCACUCCACUACAUCUGUAUGAAUAGCUUUUUGCUGCUAUAUGAAAAACCUGAUAUAUAGAACCUUUAAAAUUAAGUUAAACGAUUAGUUCAAUAACAGCUGAGUGCAAAGUGGAAGAGGGUGAUAGAUGCUUUAUAUUUGAAUGCAAGUUAAGCUCACUGAUUAAGGCUGAAGUUAUUUUAUACUUUCUAAUUGUUAACACCACAAUUAGCUUAGUUUUUAAGAAUCAACUGGUAACUCACCUGAACAGGAGUAAAGUUUACAUUUGUUUGGGAUUCUUUAUGGUUGCAAGCAUUUGCUGCACUGGGAAAAUAUAAAGCAUAUGUGAAUGCUGCAAAGAAAAUCAUGGUUUUUGCAACUAGGGGACAUCUCAGUCAGUAAAAUGAUGUGGUUUGUGUUUUUAAUUAACUUAGAAAUGAGGCCUUUAUGGCACAUUGGAAUGUAUUACAUCAGGCUUUAGUCUAGCAUUGAUAUUUAUUCAUAGGAUAAAUUCAUUGUUUUCUCUCUUUUUGGGAUGGUGUUUGUUAACAUCUCCAACAGUAUUCUCAACCUUUCCUUUACACUUUUAAACAACUACUGCAGUUAUGCAUCACACUGAUAUAUGGACAGGUUUGUAUUAUGUGGCCUGUGUCUGAUUGCUGAUUAAAUUAUUCCAUCAAAUCAGUUGCGCUCCCAACUGUAUUCAUCAUAUUCAGUUCGAUCAUUCUUCGGGGAAGUAUAGUUUAAUGUACUGGAUCAAGUGUUUAGAAAGGUGUGUAGAGUAGAGACUGUGUUAGAACACUUAUUCUGCUACAACAUGUUUUGAAUGAAACAUUUUGCCUCCUUGUGAGACCACAGUGCAAUGCAUGCUUGAAUCACACGGACCCAAGUGUUGCGCUGUUCCAGCAACACACCUUGUACCUUAUCUGUGGGAGGUUCCCAUGACCUGCCACUCAAAAUGUAAAGAUUUAUUUUGGUUUGGUGUGACAU